AGGAGGGGCCGCCGCGACCGGCUCCGCCCGCCCGCCCGACGCGUGAGCCGCCACCUGGAACUCCCUGUGGUGCUGCCGCAGCCUCCACUUGGGCCGUCUCGCAGCGUCUCAGAAGUCGUCUCGCCUUGGCUUUAACCAAACUGGAGCUUUUUCAGGAGGAGGAGGGACCCUUAAGAUGGGUCCGCCGGGCUGCCUCUGCGCGGCACCCCGCGCCGUCGUCCUGCCUUUGACUUGGAAGGAGUCCGUGCAGGCUCUCCUGCUUCUUUAGCGGCGGCUGCCCCGGCCCCCACCAAGACCCUCCUGGACGACCUGGAGGGACCCUGGCUCCUUGUCCGGCCGACUUGGAGUUACAAGCCCUGAGCGGAGCGCCCCCGACUGCCGCUCUCUGUCACCCCCAUCCAUCCUCCCGGCCUCCUUCCUUCCUUCCAUCCGUCCACCCUUCUUUCCUCCCACCCACGCGUCCAUCCACCGUUUUCUGCUUCCCUCCUAAUGUGCAUUCCCUGCAGAAUGAGGAGUGGGUGGUGGGUAUCAGCAAGGGAGGGCUGGGAUUUCCAUUGGGUCCUUCUAGCAGAGCUGAGGUUUGCUGGGACUGUGUUGCCCUCCAGGCCGUUACCUCUUUCUCUGGAAGCCCGAGGGCAGGGCUGCCUCCCUGUGGCUGGCUGCGUGCCUGUGCGUGUUGAGUGUAGGUUCUUUUCCUUAUGUCUUGGUUUCAGCUGCUUCGAAAAGGAUUGCUAAGGAUAUUUCGCAAUAGUUUCCCUCCUUCCGGUACCUCUCUUUAAGCGGGUCAGGGAGUAUCUGGGAGCAAAUGAUGCCAGCCUUGGGUGGCCUGAAGCUGGCGCUCUGCCUGUGUUCCCUGCAGUCUAGAGGAAGCAGGGAGGGCCAUAGGAUGUGGGAGGAGACGGAUCCCCGGACCCCGCUGCUAAGGGAACUUCUUCGCUGGGCUCCUUGUGCCUGCCCGGUCCUGCCUCGGUCAGAUAACUAGGAAAAGUACCAGACACGCGCUGCCACAGCAAGCUUAUUGCCCCCAAAGCAGGAUUACCAGGAAAAGCGUCUGCCAGCUAACUGUUUGCCUGGAGAACCUGUGGUCCCGGCAAAAAGAGGGUUCCCCUUCCUGAGAAGUUCGCUGUUUCCUUUUCUGGGGCCCACGGGGCUUAUGCACAGGGCCAGCAGGACUGAGUUAGCUGUUCUGUUAAACCAGCCAGAAGAGAUACUCUCCGCCUACAAGGUUACGUUUCCUAUUGUAUGACCUCCCUACGUGCAGUUGCUCUUUAUUUUCAAGUUUCGCUGUGUCUUAUAAUUGCAGUUUCAGACUAAGCAGUCAGUCACGACCUUUUGCUUUUUUACAAACGGUGGCAAGUUUUAUCUUGGAAAGAGGGCUUCGAGUUUCCGUCAACUUGCUAUUAAGCGCAUUCCCAGGUCUGUAUUUUACCCCAAGCACCAGAAGUCCCGGACGUCAAGAUUAGCGCUGGCUUAUGAGAAGAACUGAGACGGACAGUGGAGCGGUGACCCCCGCGCCCACUUGGAGGCAGUGACUCGCCUGCUCCAUCUUCUCCCAUUUUUCUCUAGUAUUUCAAAGCAGAUCUGAUCGUGAGACGGAAACGGAGAACGUUCUUGCUGAUGUGCCUUAACCUGGAGCUCAGGAGAGUGCUUGGCAGUGGCUGAAGGUCAUGGACGCGAUGUUUGCCCGGGGGCUGAAGAGGAAGUACGCCGAGGCCCAGGAGGCCCAGGAGGCCGCGGCCGUGCCCGCCUACGGCCUGCAGCGGCAGUCGCUCCUGGACAUGUCGCUGGUCAAGCUCCAGCUCUGCCACAUGCUGGUGGAGCCCAACCUGUGCCGCUCCGUCCUCAUCGCCAACACGGUCCGGCAGAUCCAGGAGGAGAUGAGCCAGGACGGGAGCUGGCGCGGGGCGGCGGCACCGCAGGCCGCGGGGCGGGCGCCACUCGAGCGCCUGGUCUCCACGGAGCUCCUGUGCCGCUCGGGGGCCACGGCCUCUGAGCUCUGCGCCCGCCCGACAGCUCCGGAGCCGAGGGGCCCGAGGAGCGGCGGGGACGAGGGCGCCGACCCGCGCGGAGACGGAGGGCGCGUUCCGACGUCGCUGGAUCAGAUAUUGGAAACUCUGGAGCGCAGGAGCCCCGGCUCCGGGGACGAGCUCUUUGCGGCCGUGGACGGCUCCUACUACGACCUGGACGCCGUGCUGACGGGCGCGGCGGCCCACGAGGGCCUGGAGGCCUUGAGCCCUGCGGCCGCCGCCCCUCCCGGCUGCAAGUCGGACCUGGGCGAGCGGGACCACGUGGUGGAGAUCCUGGUGGAGGCCUGAGCCGCUGCCGCCGAGUGCUGGUGUUGGCACGCAGCCCCCGGAAACAGCCGAGCACCCGUGUGCGUGCCCGCUGUGCCCGCAGCCCUGGGCCAGCCCUGCGGUUCGGGGCCCACCCGCCCCCGGGCUGGGCAGUCUUCCUGCGGGCAGGUGGUCCCGCCGGCCCCCCGGGGCGUCCCCCGAGGCCUGUUUCGGCUCCGAGGAAGAGGAGGAGGACGGGCCCCCAGCUGUGUCCGGCCUCGUCCAGCGUUAGAUAGGUGACGCUUCUAAAAUUGUUGUACAUGUUUUGGGCAAUAUUUGGUCUUGAGAUAUAUUUUUAAACUUUUUAUACUUUUACCACUUUAGGUUUUUUAGCUAUUUUCUUAAAACACAUUUUUUCUAUACACAUCCUCUGCUGCUACAUUAGAAACUUUUGUAACCUGAA
Molecule: messenger RNA, 2736 nt
Organism: Phacochoerus africanus (Common warthog)
Lineage: Eukaryota; Metazoa; Chordata; Mammalia; Artiodactyla; Suidae
Gene: CDCA4
Product: cell division cycle associated 4
Exons: 2
Coding region: 1668-2315 (215 amino acids)
Cellular component (GO): nucleus
Molecular function (GO): transcription regulator activity
Source: RefSeq, a predicted model, not a curated record